AUGAGACAAGUAAUACUGGAAGAAGUUGAGUUUGAUGAAGACAGCGGGAUGGAAGAAUCCGAAGAAGACAAUGAACUAGGGCAGUCUGAUCAAGACAACGCGAUGGAAGAGUACAACCCCGACGGGUUCGUAGACAACGGGGACAUGGCCAGUGACGAUAACAUCGAUGUUUACAGGGAAACAGAACGUGAUGAACAGCUCUGGACAGAAGACCUCUCUGGAUGUGACGAGGAUAUUGAAAGCCGCGGAGAGGAGUCAGGAUGCCUGUUUCUUCUACCUCGACCAGGAAACGGUUAG
Messenger RNA from Alternaria arborescens, 297 nucleotides. RefSeq lists its product as hypothetical. Bases 1 to 297 code for a protein of 98 amino acids. The record is from RefSeq and is a predicted model, not a curated record. NCBI's taxonomy places the organism in Eukaryota, Fungi, Ascomycota, Dothideomycetes, Pleosporales, Pleosporaceae. The transcript has a single exon.